ACAAUCGAAAUAAAAAAAACUGUGAAUGUGUGAAUGUUGUUUAAUGUUUACUGGUUAUUUAUACUAAAUAUAGAAAUAGUAACUUAAUACCGGUAUUGACUAUUGUUUUUUGUGUUUGUACAACAAUUGAAGAGUACAACAUUGGAAGAAAAGAGUGUUUAUCGGCGGAAGUGUCAUUUUUUUGGGAAAUUAGUUUUGCUAGUGUUUUUGUAAGGAGAAAUUUGUUGAAGGGAAAUAAAUUUUGAGGUUAGAUUGCAGUGAAGUAACAAGAACGGUUAUCUAAAGGGGGUUUUCUUUUUUGUUUCUUUUUCUCGUGUUUAAAUUUUUUUAGUGCGUUAAAGAAAAAAUGUCAACGAAGUCAAUAACAACGCGAAGGGUUCGUCGUCGCCGGUGUAAAUUCAUAGGUGGGUGGCUUUUAAAUCGACAAUUCAAGCGAUGGUUAACUCCAGUUCGAGGUGAUAAUCACAAGGCAUAUUGCGCACUGUGCGAGAAGAUUUUCUCUGUUGCUCAUGGUGGCCUCCACGAUGUUCGCGCGCACUUUAAAGGAAAGAGGCACAUUUCUUUUGAAGUUGCGAAUAGCCAAUCACAACGUGCACAACGGCUCGCACGAUUGGCGGACUCAGGAUCGCGGAAUCAGUGUACAACGCAUUCAUCCUAUAGGAAUCGACGAUUGCUGCUCGGACGAGUUGAACCAGAUGAUGUUGAAUAUUGUGAACAGGAAAAUAAAUUGGUCGUGAAGAGGAGAAUUAUCGUGAAGAAGGUGAGGGAGGGCAGGAGUCAGGGUGUUGGAAGUUCUUCUUGUGAAAAGAAAGAGGACACCGAAAAACUUGAGGCUGAGGAAGGUGAAGAUUUCGAGGACUCGGAUAAAUUCGAGUUCGAGCAGCAGUCCUUCGAAGACGACGACGUCGACGAGGACUCUGCUAACGGUGAAGACGAAGAGGAGAAUACAGCAGACUUCAACAUCACUCAAGGCGGAGGAGAGGCACUGAUAGUGCCAAAUUUACGUAUGUUGCAACAACGGAACGGUUCAACAUCGGCGGCACCACCCGCUGCACCCAUCAUGUUCCCCCAGCAAUAUUGCCUAAGAUGGAAGUACCACCACAGCAACUUGCAAACCAUGUUCUCACAUCUACUUGAGAGGCAAUCGUAUUGCGAUAUCACGCUCGCUUGCGAGGGCAAGACACUGAGAGCACACAAGGUUGUAUUGUCGGCGUGUAGUACGUACUUCGACACAAUUCUAUCACAGUACGAGGAAAAGGAUCCAAUAGUGAUCAUGCGUGACGUGAAAUUUUCCGAUAUUAAAGUAUUGGUGGAGUUCAUGUAUAAGGGAGAGAUCAAUAUCGACCAUACGAGGCUCUCAUCUCUAUUAAAGACUGCAGAAGAUUUGCACAUUAAAGGAUUAGCCGAAGUCAGCUGGCGAAGUGACUCAGCACAGAAUGAUAUAGCAAAUAGUGGUCACAGUCCAGCGUCAGCCACCCCUGGAGUGGAAACCGUCCUCAGGGAAGGAGAUGGGGAUGAUCAACCUAUGCCAAAACAGAGGCGUAGGGGUCGUCCACCUCUUGAUGAUCCACCAUCGGCGCAUGAUGUUUUCACGCCGAAAAUCACUUGUAUCACCGGAAAUGAGGAAAUGAUGAGCGAGGGAGGUGACCAUGAAAGUUGGGAUGAUGACAUGAUGGCAACGAACGAAAAUAACGACCCUUCUCUUUCAAUGCUCUCGUACAUGUCAAAAGAGGAAGGAAACGACUUGGAGAAGAAAGCCCCCAGUACACCUUCGGCUUUAAACGCCUCGAAUCCAGCGAUACCUGAACAAUUUCGGGAUGUUAUCAAAAUGAACGAUUAUUUAACGACGGGUCGACGUCAGGAGUUCUGGGAGGAACCUUUCACGCGACGCGUUAUGGACGCCAUAAAAAGCAAGGAACUGGAAAUGAAGACUGCAGCUGAAAUACUCGGAGUUUCUUAUGGAACUCUUUACGGGAGAUACCGUGACAGUUAUGGAUGCCUUAAACACCCAUACAGUUAUAAUCAUUGCAGAGUGAGAGAUUUUUGGUCAGAGCCGGGUCCAGCGGAAGUGCUCGCCAAAUUGCGAAGAAAAGAAAUUACACUUUUCAGAGCGGCUGAGUUCCUGAAUGUAACCGUCCACACAUUAGCCACAUACCUCUCAACGCUACAGGGUCCCGAUCGAAUAUCGUUAGCGGGCGAUUUAAGCGUCUCGGCAAGCAAUAUGGAUGGUAACAGUGAACUUGAUAACAAUGAUUCAGUGAAUGAUAUACUGCAAAAAAUAAACGCGAAUGUGAAUGCAAACGCGACAACAGUGACAACUGCCACGACGUCAACACCAAUAAAAAGGGAGGGCGGCGGUUAUAUUGAUGUACCAAAUGUUGUGCCGAAAGCAGCGACGUCCGUUCUUGAGAACAAUCCCGACAUAACGAUAGUCAAAACGGAGAAUAUGUCGCGAAAACGUGAAUACGCAAAGGUAUCGAGUACAGAGAACAAUAACGCAAAAUUAUUAAGUGGCGGCGCCGUUAGUGAAAUGACGCCACAGCAACAGCAACAACAACAGCAGCAACAACAACAACAGCAGCAACAACAACAAAAACUUUCUGAGCAAUUGUCACUAAAUAAUGACAUCAGUAAGCCCUAACUAUUCAGGCCAUAUCUAACCCCGGCAAGCCUCCGAAUACCGUAUCCCGGAUACAGAUCUGAAUUGUGUCCGCGCCGAUUUUAUUCCAAUAUCUUCACUCGUUUUCUCACCAAUUUUCAUUUAAAGUAGAAAAAAAAGAGAAUUUUUCUUCUUUUUAUCUCGACAAUUAUUGUAAAUUUCACGACGGAAAUGUUUCAACAAUUUGCUAAAACAUUUUCCUCGUAUUUUAAUUUUCAUACGACGUAAUCGAAAGGACAAAUUCCAUAAUAAUUAGCGCUUAGGUAUUGAUGUAUUUAUUACUUCAGAAUUCGCUUUAUUUGACGGUAAAGUGACUUGCCCUUCUUAAAAAACAAAAAAAACCACAAUAUUACAAAAGAAAAAAAGAAAAAAAAAAGAAAAACAAAAGUUCAACCGAAGUUCCUUUUGAGAAUAAAUUGUCGUGUAGAGAGAAUAUCGCGAAGUAAAGAAAAAAACUUAGAAUAUUUUCCUGCCGCAAAAUGUAUGUGUGUCUGAAACGUGUAAGAAAAACGAGCGACAAUAUCUUUCACUGUAUAGGCGCGAUCAUAACAAUUCUGAGUUGACCGUUUUUGACCUAGUUAAUUUCUUUUUUUUUUAUUAUUUAGAAUCUUAAUACUGGAAUAAAAUACGUAUAUAGGUUUUUAUCUACAGGGACUGGUCUUAAUUUCAAAAGUUCUCGAUUUAGGGACAAGUCUUUAUACAAAAUGAGGGAAACAUUGAAAAACGAA
Leptopilina heterotoma is the source of this 3387-nucleotide messenger RNA. RefSeq lists its product as uncharacterized. Gene Ontology annotation, biological process: regulation of transcription by RNA polymerase II. Lineage: Eukaryota; Metazoa; Arthropoda; Insecta; Hymenoptera; Figitidae. The transcript is spliced from 9 exons. The record is from RefSeq and is a predicted model, not a curated record. Gene Ontology annotation, molecular function: protein binding. Gene Ontology annotation, cellular component: nucleus. The coding region runs from base 347 to 2641 and encodes 764 amino acids.